AGCAGCAGCGGGUGCAGACGCAAUAGCAGUAGAAGAAGGAGUAGCAUACUAUAAGGAAGGAAAAAGACUAGAUAGCCACACAGCUCUCUCUGAAGAAGGUGGCAUUACCUUCCCUUCUCCUCCUCCUCCUGGAAUCCAGAUAUAUGAAGUGAAGGUUCAAAUGUUCUGAGCUUCUGUCAAACCUCGGGAGUUCGGUUGGUCCAUUCACAGGUAGACUAGUAUCAGCAAACCGAUACAGACAACGCGAAAACGUACAUUUUUGUUGUGUUUUGUUGUUGUUGUACUGAAAGCAUUCGAGAACGGAGUGAUAUCGUCCAGAAUCUCUCUCCCAUCUACACCCGUCGAGAUGAAUACCAACGACGCUAAGGAGUAUCUCACCAGGCGGGAGAUACCUCAACUGUUUGAGAGCCUGUUGACAGGGUUGAUGUACUAUAAACCAGAGGACCCUAUAGACUACCUGGAGGUGUGUCUAAAGAAGGUGAGGGAGCUCGGGGGACCAGACAGGGUCCGGUGGGACACAUUCGUCGGCCAGGAGAAGAAGUCCCUUCCCCCCCUCAACGGAGGACAGUCACGUAGGUCCUUCUUCAGAAACGUGCUCCCAGACAGUCCCAACUUCCCCUACCGGCGCUACGACCGCCUCCCUCCCAUCAGCCAGUUCUCCAUUGAGAGUGAUUCAGACCUGUCGGAGACCGCUGAACUCAUCGAGGAGUACGAGGUGUUCGACCCCUCCAGACCACGACCCAAAGUCAUCCUCAUCAUCGGAGGGCCAGGCAGUGGUAAGGGAACCCAGAGUCUGAAGAUAGCAGCGUGCUAUGGGUUCCAGUAUGUCUCUGUAGGAGAGCUGCUCAGGAAGAAGAUGAUUCACAACGCCACCAGCAACAGGAAGUGGAGUCUCAUCGCCAAGAUCAUCACCAAUGGGGAGCUGGCACCUCAGGAGACCACCAUCACUGAGAUCAAGCAGAAGAUCAUGAAGAUUCCAGACGCUAGCGGGAUCGUGAUUGAUGGGUUCCCUCGUGACAUGGGACAGGCGCUUUCUUUUGAGGACCAGAUCUGUACUCCAGACCUGGUCGUGUUCCUGUCCUGUGCUAACCACCGCCUGAAGGAGCGCCUGGAGAAGCGAGCAGAGGCGACGGGUCGUCCUGAUGACAACCCCAAUGCAACAGAGCGCCGCCUCACCAACUUCAAACAGAACACCAUCCCCUUGGUCAAAUACUUCCAGGAGAGGGGACUCAUCGUCACGCUGGAUGCAGACCGAGACGAGGAGGAAGUGUUUUGUGACAUCAGCAUGACAGUGGACAACAAGCUGUUUCCGUCCAAACAACCUGUCGCUGGCCCCAGUGAGCUGGAUCUCAGUCUCCUAGGAGACAAUACUAGUCUGGUAGAUGUCCCAUUCAGAAAUGAGGAGCAGGUUGAAGAGGAGGAGGAUGAAAUGGGGUAUGCUGAAGGGACUGCAGAGAGUGAGUACAUGAGCCUGCAUUGA
Oncorhynchus nerka (sockeye salmon) is the source of this 1480-nucleotide messenger RNA. Its product is annotated as adenylate kinase isoenzyme 5-like. The record is from RefSeq and is a predicted model, not a curated record. Gene Ontology annotation, molecular function: nucleoside diphosphate kinase activity; ATP binding. NCBI's taxonomy places the organism in Eukaryota, Metazoa, Chordata, Actinopteri, Salmoniformes, Salmonidae. Bases 347 to 1480 code for a protein of 377 amino acids. Gene Ontology annotation, biological process: nucleobase-containing compound metabolic process. Gene Ontology annotation, cellular component: cytoplasm. The transcript is spliced from 9 exons.